Molecule: messenger RNA, 815 nt
Organism: Ilex paraguariensis (yerba mate)
Lineage: Eukaryota; Viridiplantae; Streptophyta; Magnoliopsida; Aquifoliales; Aquifoliaceae
Source: the annotation of a GenBank genome assembly
CUUAUCUCCAUACUCAUCUCUUUUUCUGUCAAGUGUUUGCUUCAAUGGCUCUCUUUAAGGUGAUAAUUGCAAUCUUCUUCACUUUGGCUCUCGCCAACUUUCAGCUUUCUUCAUGCCAUGUGCUAAAGGGUUCAGUCACUUGCCUAGACUGUGAUGGUCACUUUGAUCUCUCAGGCAUUAAGGUUCAAGUGAAGUGCGGCCAAAGGACCAGGCUUGCCAUGGCAACAACAGAAGCAGAUGGCUCAUUCCAGACCGACCUUCCGGUUGAGUCUCCGACAUCACCGGCUUCAUUCGACUGCCUUGCCAGGAUACUAGGUGGUCCAAACCAGCUCUACACUUCUAGGAAAGACAUGGUGACCACCAUUGUUAAAUCCCAAGAAUCUGAUCAGUCUUGCACUAUCUCCAAACCUCUUAGCUUCUAUGCAUCAUGCCCUAAGGAUGGAAAAUGUGCAGCCAAAGGAUCUGAGUUUGGGUCAUCCAAGACCAUUGAUCUGCCUCUACCAAAAGAGUGGGGAAUGGCACCAUCUAGCUAUUAUAUUCCUUUCUUACCCAUCAUAGGCAUACCCUAAGUUGUUGUACUAAAAUGUACUGUUUAAUUAGUGUAUUGUUGUGAGAAAUCCUUAUUUGGUUUUGUGUGUGUAGAAUAUCAAUUAAACUGAAGCACUACUUCCCUCCAUAUAUAUAUACCUUGAUUAUGGUAGAGAUGUCAUGUGAGGUAUAUAUGAGCUAUAUGUAUAGAAGAAACAAAGAUUAAUAGGUCUUUGUUCACCUAUGAUCUAAUAUGAAAAAUGUUAUGUAGUUUGUGUUCCUCGGUC